Molecule: messenger RNA, 1074 nt
Organism: Macrosiphum euphorbiae (potato aphid)
Lineage: Eukaryota; Metazoa; Arthropoda; Insecta; Hemiptera; Aphididae
Source: the annotation of a GenBank genome assembly
AUGGAUAAUAAUUCAGAAAAAGUUGACAUGCUUUUUACAUAUUGGGAAUGUCAAAAAAAUACACGUCUUGCCAAAGAAACCUAUGCUUUUCGUUAUCCGAAUAGGCAGCAUCCAUCACAUAGUUUUUUUUAUAAACUGGAAAAAAAUUUAAGAGACACCGGUUCUUUUUCCAAACGAGUUAUUAACCAACAACCAAGACGAGGAAAUGCUAUUGGAGAAGAUGUUGAGGUACAAAUACUAGCUUACGUUAGAGCAAAUCCAAGGUCUUCUAUUCGUCAUGUUAGUAGCCAAAUAAACAUUUCAUAUGGAGUAGUUCAAAAAAUUUUAAAAAAACAUAAAAUGCACGCUUAUCGUGCUGAUUUAGUUCAACAUUUACGUGAAGGUGACGCUGAACGUAGAAUUACGUUCAUUGCUUGGUUGGAAACCAAAUUGAUCGAAAAUCCUUCCGUUUUAAAUUACAUUCUUUGGACAGACGAGUCUAAGUUUACAAAUAAUGGAGUUUUAAAUAAACAGAACCAUCGCUAUUGGGAUGACCAAAAUCCUCAUUGGACAUUUGAGACCAACAAUCAAAAUGUGUGGGGAACGAAUGUAUGGUGUGGCUUAAUAAAUGGUAAACUAUUAGGGCCAUACUUUUACGAUGGUACACUUAAUGGAAGAAGGUAUAAUGAUUUUUUACUAAAUGAGCUCCCAAACAUGUUAGAUGACCUUCCACUAGACAUAAGAGCAAAUUUAAUAUUCCAACAAGACGGAGCUCCAGCCCACAAUGCAAAUAUUGUGAGCAACUACCUUAAUGAAUAUUUUCCAAAUCGGUGGAUAGGGACUUAUGGAGCAGUUCAGUGGCCACCAAGGUCACCAGAUCUUACACCACUAGAUUACUUCCUAUGGGGUCACUUGAAAACGGUUGUGUAUUCCAAUCCACCUACUUGUCUUCUUGAUUUGAAAAACAAAAUAAUUGCAGCAUGUAAUCAAAUUACAGAGGAACAAAUUAUUUCUGCUAUUAAACGACAAUUUUUAAUUCGUAUUGAAUGUUGUUUACAGCACCAUGGUGCACAGUUCGAACAAUUUGUUAGAUAA